UACAUAGUUAGGUAGGACCAUGUUUCCUUGAAAAUAUAUUUUAUAUUUAGCUAUUAAGUGUAUGCAUUUCUAGAUGUUUUCUGUGAUUGUAUUCAGGUCUAUGAAGGAACCUUACGAAAAACACUGAGGUGUCUGAAACAUAAUGGUGAAUCUUACGAAGACAGCCAAUUUCUUUCACUUCCAAUCUCCAUCAAUGCUGGACUUGAUGUAGUAUUCAGCAUGGUUGACGGUCUUGAAGCCUUUUUUCAAACAAAAAGGUUUGAUGUGGACAACUGGCUGUACUGCGAUGACUGUGAUGAGAAAACAGACAUGGAAAUUAGUUUUAACAUCCAGGAGUAUCCCACAAUACUGACUUUGCACCUCAAGCGGUUUUACUUUGACUACAUGACAAUGGGAUAUCAGAAGAACUGCUGCCCUAUGGACAUACCCUCCACACUUACCCACUUCAAGAGUUGCACAUAUGAUCUGUAUGGUGUCAUCAACCAUAGUGGUGUGUAUGGAGGUGGACACUAUGAUGCCUACAUUCAGUCUCCUGAAAAUAAAGACUGGUAUUGCUUUAAUGAUUCUCAUGUGAUAAAGGUAACAGACAAAGACUUCCUGAAAAGGUCAAAGACCGCAUACAUGAUUGUGUACAGGAAAAGUGAGAGAAUCUUCCUCUUCAAUCUCCUCAUCAAGAAGAACACCAUGGAGACCAGCACUGAGGAAGCCUUCAAGACUGCAAACAGCAGAUGA
Clupea harengus (Atlantic herring) is the source of this 732-nucleotide messenger RNA. RefSeq names its product ubiquitin carboxyl-terminal hydrolase 47-like. NCBI's taxonomy places the organism in Eukaryota, Metazoa, Chordata, Actinopteri, Clupeiformes, Clupeidae. Gene Ontology annotation, molecular function: structural constituent of ribosome; cysteine-type deubiquitinase activity. The transcript has 7 exons. Bases 220 to 732 code for a protein of 170 amino acids. The record is from RefSeq and is a predicted model, not a curated record. Gene Ontology annotation, cellular component: cytosol; ribosome; nucleus. Gene Ontology annotation, biological process: translation; protein deubiquitination.